AUGAGUAAAUAUACAGGAAUAGGUAUUGGAAUAGAUUUAGGUACAACAUAUUCAUGUGUUGGUAUUUGGGAAAAUGAUCGAGUAGAAAUUAUAGCAAAUGAUCAAGGAAAUAGAACAACACCAUCAUAUGUUGCAUUUACUGAUACAGAAAGACUUAUUGGAGAUGCAGCAAAGAAUCAAAUUGGAAUGAAUGUUAAGAAUACAGUAUUUGAUGCAAAAAGAAUGAUAGGAAGAAGAUUUAGUGAACCAAGUAUUCAAAAAGAUAUGAAACAUUGGUCAUUUAAAAAAUCAGAAAUAUUUUCUACAUAUGCAGAUAACCAGGAAGGAGUAUUAAUUCAAGUAUUUGAAGGGGAAGCAUCAAUGACAUCACAUUGUAAUUUACUUGGAAAAUUUGAAUUAACAGGAAUACCACCAGCACCACGAGGAGUUCCACAAAUAGAAGUUACAUUUGAUAUUGAUGCAAAUGGAAUAUUAAAUGUAACAGCAGAAGAUAAAACUACAAGAAAGAAGAAUAAAAUUACUAUUACAAAUGAUAAAGGCAGAUUAAAUGAUGAGAAUAAAGCACGAAUAGAAACAAAGAAUCAAAUAGAAAAUAUGUGUUAUUCAAUGAAGAAUAGGAUUAAAGAAAUGGGAGAUAAAAUAAGUUCAGAAGAUAAAAAGAAAGCAGAAGAAAUAAUAGAAAAGAAUUUAAGAUGGAUUGAUAAUAAUCAAAAUGGAAGUAAAGAAGAAUAUGAGAAGAAAAAAGAAGAAAUGGAAAAAGAAAUAGGAAGAAUUUAUUCAAAAAUAUAUCAAGGAAGAGGAAGUAAUGAAUUUACAGGAGGAAGAAAUACAGAAAAAGAAAAUAAUAAUAAAGGACCAACAAUUGAAGAAGUUGAUUAA
Entamoeba dispar SAW760 is the source of this 879-nucleotide messenger RNA. Its product is annotated as heat shock protein, putative. Gene Ontology annotation, biological process: cellular response to unfolded protein; protein refolding. Gene Ontology annotation, molecular function: ATP-dependent protein folding chaperone; ATP binding; heat shock protein binding. Bases 1 to 879 code for a protein of 292 amino acids. The record is from RefSeq and is a predicted model, not a curated record. NCBI's taxonomy places the organism in Eukaryota, Evosea, Mastigamoebida, Endamoebidae. Gene Ontology annotation, cellular component: cytoplasm. The transcript is spliced from 3 exons.